AUGCCUUUCUACAAAAAAGUUCAGUUGAAAGUUAUACACGACUCAAAAUAUGGUGUCGAUGAGAAGGGUGUAUUCGCAGUGGAAAAAAUUUCCAAAGGUGAAGAAUUAAUAUACGAAUACGAUCCUUUGGUCGAGGAAUGGCCAUUUUAUCUUGAUAAUGAUAAACGAGGUAAAUACACUAAAGCAGAAUUAUUUAAGUUGAUUGAAAAUAACCCACAAUUAAGCAAACUUAUUACUCAUUACGCAUACAUGGUUGAUGAUGAUUUAUUCAAUGUUCCACUCAAAGAUGUAAUUAUGGAUUCUGAAAACGUUGAGGAUUGUGAAAAGCGUUUUCCCCAUACUAUAUUCAUUAACCAUUGUUGUGACCCAAAUAUUGGCUUUAUUGAAGUCACAACAUGCCACGCACUACGAGACAUUGAUAUUGGUGAAGAAAUAACAUUCGAUUAUAAUUGUAUUGAUACCGAAAAUUCUCUUCGCGCUGGAACAAAAUGUCAAUGUGGAUUAAAAGAGAAAUGUCGACAAGUUCUUCGCAUGGAUCUUUAUAAAGACCCUGCGUGGCGACAAAAAAACGAACAAUAUUGCUUCCCAUAUGUUAAAAAGAAGAUCCAAGAGUUACUACAUAACAACGAAACAAUUGCUAAAACUGCUAUAAUUGAGCAGCAAAUGUCAAUGCCCGAUGCUAGUAUGUUUUGGCUUGAUGUCCUCCAUGGUUAUCAGCUUGAUCGAUCUCUAUCAUUACCAUUUGAUCGAUAUCGUCUUGUGGGUGAAGAUCGAACUGGUCGUGGGAUAUCUGUUUCCGUCGAUUUCGGUGAAGAUCUCUUACAUCAUCUUCUUCAUUAUGCAUCAUCAAUGAAUAUAAAACUUGAACAUCUUGUAUUUGCCGUUUACUAUGUUUUUAUGUUCAAGUUAACAAAUGGAGAGACGGACUUGUGUGUUGCAGUUAAAACCGAUAGUCGACAUAGAGACGAAUUCAAAAUAAUGAUUGAUUUGUUCGAAAACAUCGUUCCAUUACGAUGUCAAUUAGAUCCUCAUUGGUCUUUCCGGCGGCUCAUCGAACAUAUUUGUGAGAUAAUAACAGGCACUAUGAAAUAUUCUUACUUUCCUCUUAAACGUAUUCUUGCCCAAUAUUCGAAUGCUUCAAAGCCUGCAUUUCUCGACAUAUUAUUCGAGUUUCUGUCAAUGACCUCAAUCAGAAGUAAUGACGAAGAAAUCAUGAGCAACUUUGAUUUUUCUCUCACUAUGCAACAUAAUCCGGAAACUAAUCAACUAUCAUGCACAAUUGAUGCAUCACUCGAUCUGUUCAAUCGAAAUACAAUUGAAAAAAUUGGACAACGAUUUCAUUCGAUCUGCAAACAAUUGUUUGCAUCUACUCAUGACCAAACAAAUCAAUCAAUCUAUGAACUAUCAUUAGUAAUGCCCGAUGAAAGAUUGCUCAUGCAAUCAAUGAAUAAUACACAAGUGUCAUUUCCUUCUAGCACUUGUAUUCAUCAAGUGUUUGUCUGUCAAGUCAUGAAACAUCCACAAAAACUAGCUGUUGAACUUGAUGAACAAUCAUUGACAUAUUGUGAACUUCUGUAUUAUGUUAAAGUAUUGUCUUUUCAUCUUCUCAUGAGACAUCUCGUCGUUCCAGGUGAAAUAAUAUGUCAAUGUGUUGAGCGAAGUCUAUCAAUGGUAAUUGGCAUUAUGGCAAUUGAGAUGGCUGGUGGUGUUUAUUGUCCAUUAUCACCUCGAGAUCCACAACAUCGUUUGCAUGCACUAAUACAACAAACUCAAAGUCGUCUUGUUCUUGUUCAUCACUUAACAAAAACUAAAUUGAGUAAUAAUUUUAUGUUGUUUGACAUUAGUUUAGUUUUGUCUAGCAGCAAUACUGUUAGAGAAAAUGAUAUUAGUGGGCUAGGAAAUAUAUCGAUUACACCCGAUCAUAUAUCUUAUAUCAUUUUCACAAGUGGUUCUACUGGAGUACCAAAAGCGAUCCAAAUUCGACACCGAAACAUCAGUCAGGAUAUUGAUUCCAUGGCUUUUGUUGAUGCAGUUAACAGCAAUGACAUAGUUGCACAAACUGUACGUUGUUCUUUUGAUGUUCACGUUGUAGAAAUUAUAGGAACUCUCAUACUUGGAGGAACUCUAAUUAUGCUUCGUCCUGGUGGAAUUUUAGAUCUGAAGUAUUUCAGCGAAGCCUUCACUCCUGAUCUAAGUAAAGUGCUGACAAGCAACACAGCAGAAAAAUGUCACAUAUGGAAUAUGUACGGGCCAGGAGAAACAAUAUACUCCACCUUUCAACAUAUUGAUCCAGCAGCAAAGAUAUCAAAGAUUCCCAUCGGUUUACUAAUGCCAAAUUAUCUAUGUCACAUUUUGAACGCCGAUAUGCAAGGUAUUAUCCUUGAUGGAGAGGGCGAACUGUAUUUAGGAGGAGUGGGUGUGUGUGCUGGUUAUCUUCAACGUGACGAUUUAACAGCAAAAGCACUUGUUGAAAUAAACGGUGACGUAUUUUAUCGAACAGGUGAUGUUGUUAGAAUGGAUUGUAAUGGUUUGCUUCAUUAUAUGGGUCGAAAAGAUUUUCAAGUUAAAUUGCGUGGACAACGAAUCGAACUAGGAGAAAUUGAAGGAUGUUUACUUAACAUUACAUCCAUUUCUGUUUGUAUUGUCAUGAAAUGGAAUGAUGAUCAUUUAGUUGCUUAUGUCCAAUCUUCUUCUUCUCAUCUGAAUGAAGAACAACUACGUCAGCAUUGUGAAUCUUAUCUUCCAUCACAUAUGAUUCCAUCUUUCUUUGUUAUACUUGAUAAGUUACCUUUAAAUGCUAAUGGAAAAGUAGAUCGAAAACAACUUCCCCCACCUCACUUCUCAUCAAUACAUCGCACAAAUAGCAUAGAAUUAUUACAACCAACAAAUGAUAUUGAACUUAGUAUUCAUCAUAUUUGGUGUGACAUAUUCAAACUAAAUCAAAUCUCAACUGAUGCAAAUAUAUUUACUAUUGGUGGUCACUCAUUACUAAUGAUAGAACUUUUUCAUCGAUACAAGAUCGAGUUUUACUUAGAACAAAAGCAAAGUGGUUUCUCAAUAUCAAAUCUAUUUCAGCAUCCAACAAUUAUUCAUCAUGCUCAACUCAUUCAACAAUCUAUCAAUAUCAUCCACACUCUCAAUGAUUAUCCUUGGUCUUCAUUACAUCUCAGUCAAGGUAAACAAAGCUACUUAAAACAGAUAGAAUCAUCAACUAUAUAUAUGUAUUCAUUCUUUUUUCUCAUUCCAGCUCGAGCAUCAUUUGCACAGGAACGAAUCUAUUUAGAUGAACAAAUUCGUUUUUCAUCAGAAAUAGCAAUGAAUAAUAUGUAUGCUAUUCCAUUCCUUUAUCGUAUAUCAUCUAUAAAUGAUUAUAUAUCAAUCACUCGAUUAUACCAUGCGUUCCAAAGUGUUAUCACAAAACAUAGUAGUCUUCGAACAGCACUCUUUGUUAAUACAAGUGGUCAUAUCAUACAAUAUUGUUUAGAUACAAAUAUCAUUUUCAAUGAUGAUACUAUGAAAUCACAUGGAUUGACGAUUAUUAAUAUUCACAAUGAUGAUCAUCGUCAUAUGAAUGAAAUUAUUUCAGAAAUAUUAAAUCAAGCUGAUUUAUUUGAUUUAUCAAAAGGUCACGUUGUUAAUUGUCAUAUUCUUCGUCAUCAGCAAUCAAACCUUUCAUUUACUCAGAAUAGGGAUCUAUUGACUAAAGAUGAUCUCAUAUUAUUUACCAUUCAUCAUGCUUACUUUGAUGGAGCAUCAACACCAAUCUUCCUUCGUGAUCUUUCUCUUGCUUAUCAAUCUAAUGACAUGUUCUCUAUAGAUGACAAUUCAUUACAAUAUAUUGACUAUUCUACUCAUGAACAUAUCAUGGAUAUGACAUUAUCUCAAGAGUUUUGGCAGUUAGAACUCAAAGGAUGUAAUCUUACACACCAAUUACCAUUACCAGUUGAUCGACAACGUUCAUCAACUAAUCAACAACGAUCGGGUGUAGCAUCCAUAGCUGAAAUCAUUUUCGACAAUGAACUAUGCACAUCAUUUCUAAAUUAUGCAUCAUCACAUCAUCUCACACUUUUUCAGCUUGGAUUAUCCAUAUUUUAUGUAUUCCUAUUCAAAUUAACUCAUGGUGAAACUGAUCUAUGUAUUAGUUCUAUUAAUGCUAAUCGAUAUCGAAAUGAAUUACAAAAUCUAAUCGGAAUGUUUGUUUCAACAUUGCCAUAUCGUGUAGAAACUGAUUCUCAUUGGUCAUUUGAUGAAGUAGUUAAGCAUGUUCGAGAAAAGUGUUUAUCAAUUCUUGAAUAUUCACAUUAUCCAUUACAACAUAUUCUUGUUGAUAAUCGAUUAAAUCAAUCAAGCGUAUCAUUUCUUGAGAUAAUGUUUGCUUUUAUUAGUGUAUCAAGAGAUGUUGAACAUGUAUGUUUGAAUGAUGUCAAUUUAGAAGGAGUGCCGUUAGAAACAUCAUAUGAAGAGGCUAAAUUUGACUUCUCUUUAACAUUUGUAUACAAUCCAUUAUUAGAUAAUAAGAUAUUAUCAUAUCAUUUUGUUUGUGCACAUGAUCUGUAUGAAAAAUCAACCAUUUCAACAAUAGCUCAAAGAUUUCGAUACAUGUUUGAGCAACUGUUCCAAACACAAUCAAGCAACAUUCCUAUAAUAAAUGUGAGUUCAUCGAUAAAGAAACUGUCUCUUACUCUUCCUGAAGAAGGUGAAGAAAUGGAAUUAGUUGUGUUUCAUCGGUUGGAGAAUAUUGUGAAUGAAGCACCAGCAUCAUUUGCACAAGCUCGUAUAUGGCUUGACGAGAAAAUUCGUUUCGAGCCAAAUAAACCUCAAAUAGCAACCUAUAAUAUGCCUUUUGUUUAUCGUCUUCAAUUAGAUCGUACACUAUCGGUUAAAGAGCUUCGGCAUGCUAUUCAUCUCACUGUUAACAAACAUCCAUCACUUCAUACAUCACUUUAUUUUGACAUAGAAAAAAAUCUACUUAUGCAACGAGCUAUUGCUCAUGAAGAUAAAAAUAAUCAUGAUAUGUUUUCAAUCAUUGAAAGUACUUAUGAAACAGAUGAACAACUCAAUGAGAUUUUACAUGAUGAGAAACGUAAUCCUCAUCUUUUUGAUCUUGCUCAAGGUCUUGUCUUUCGAUGUCAUAUUAUUUAUUAUAAGCAAAUCUCUUCGAAUCAUCAUCUUUCUCUCAAAGAUCUACUUAUUCUCAACUUUCAUCAUGCUCUAUUUGAUUUUCAAUCAAUGACUAUCUUUCUUCAUGAUCUUAAUCGAGCAUAUACAACACGCCAAAUAAUAUAUGAUGACAACAGUAAUCUACGUUAUCUCGAUUAUGCUCUUAUUGAACAAGAAAUGUCGAUGACUGGUGCAAGCAUGUUUUGGCUUGAUGCUCUUCAUAAUUGUAAGUUUGAACAACCAUUAUCCUUACCAUAUGAUCGAUACCGUCUCUCGAAUGAACAUCCAACUGGUCAUACAACAUCUAUUUCUUUCGAUUUUGGCCAAGAUCUCUUACAUGCCUUUCUUACUCAGGCAUCAUCAAAUAUCAUAUCAUUUGAACAUCUCACAUUUGCUAUUUGUUUCAUCUUUCUAUUUAAACUAACUAGUGGACAAACAGAUCUAUCUUCUUAUAAUCAUCAAAGUGGAGAGGGUUGGAAUUUUAGUGCCACACCGUCAAUGUUACUUGAGUGUUUUCCUAAUCUUGAUUCAGAUUUAUUGGCAAUUUGCAAGCAUUGUGAAGAUAUCAAAUUGUGGAAGCUGUUUAUUCAUGAACCAUAUCCAUAUUGGGUAAAAGGCUGUGUAGCAUUGCUUGGAGAUGCUGCACAUCCAAUGCUACCUGAUCAAAGCCAGGGCGCAUGUAUGGCGAUUGAAGAUGCGGCUGCACUAGGUAUUAUAUUUUCGCCUAAAUAUUGGGGCAAUAAAAUAUUCACGGUCGAGCAUGGCUUAAAGAUAUAUGAAUUGUUAAGAAAAACAAGAGCAACACGAGUUCAAGAGGCCAGUUCGCGUGUGCCAGAAAACUUUAAUGAAAGAAUUGACUGGAAUUCACAAAGAAAUCAUGAUAACCAACAGAGUGCAACAACAAUAUUAACCAUUGAUGAAAUCAACGCUUAUGACAUGGAGAAACAUCUAGACGAUCUUCUUAACUAG
Messenger RNA from Adineta steineri, 6129 nucleotides. NCBI's taxonomy places the organism in Eukaryota, Metazoa, Rotifera, Eurotatoria, Adinetida, Adinetidae. The record is from the annotation of a GenBank genome assembly.